Cladophialophora immunda is the source of this 1080-nucleotide messenger RNA. RefSeq lists its product as uncharacterized. The record is from RefSeq and is a predicted model, not a curated record. The coding region runs from base 1 to 1080 and encodes 359 amino acids. NCBI's taxonomy places the organism in Eukaryota, Fungi, Ascomycota, Eurotiomycetes, Chaetothyriales, Herpotrichiellaceae. The transcript is spliced from 2 exons.
AUGGACCACAUAAAUGAUCACGGCAUCUUUGAUGUCACCCUAAUGGGCCACCCGGAGGCACGAAACGUAGAUGAGUUGUGGGCUGGCAAGACGGAUAUCAAAGAACGACGCCGAUUACAAAACCGAUUAAACAGACGGGCCUACAGGAAACGCCAGACUGAACAGAAGCUACUUCGGAAGAGAACCAUGACUGAGGCCGGCAUUGAACAAGAAAACAGCCGUCAUCGAUGGUCCAGACUACCUGGUGUCGGCGUCUUUACCCUCGAAGCGAAAGACAGCGUGAUGUCAAAUGGACCCAUCACUUUGAGCUCCCUGGUAUCUGCUGCUGGGAAGCUCUCUACACGACACAACAUCACCGUGUCUUUCGGGUCGGUAAAGACGUCGAGUGAACAUCUUAACCUCAAGCCCGUGCAGUCGUGGUGUCGAAGAUUCGAGGAGACGAUGCUGCAUAUCGGUCCUGUAGGCACGGAAGUUCUUGAUGAGGACAUCUCGGCGAGAGAUUCAGACCCGGUCGUUUUCGAAGAAAGCAUCAUUCACGCUGUUGGCAUACGCUAUCACACUUUCAUACCUAGCCCGGAAGAUCAGCUCCUCAACCUGAUGUAUUACAAUGUCUUCCGCGGACUUGCAAAGAACAUCAGGGCAUUGAACAUGGAAAUGCACUUCAUGGCCUCUUGGGCCUCUGAUAGUCCUUUUAUCACUGGGAAAAUUGACACUUCUACCUUGGCACCGGACUUUCAGCCGACAUACCUACAACAAACGGUGUCGCACCACCCAUGCUUUGAUAUCUUUCCAGACUCCGUUGUGAGAGACAAUGCCAUAGAUCAUUGGUAUGUCCAGAAACACCCACUAGAGGGGAGAUUAUGUAUGGCGCUUGCCGGCAGGCAUACCUGGCAUGAGAUUGACCUUGCUCUGAAACAUGGGUGUGUGCUUUGGGGUGAACCGGAUGUCACGGAGAGUUGGGAGGUCACCCAGGGCUUUGCAGAUGACUGGCCGUUUCUUGUCAAAGGUGCUGUUCGAUUGGAGGCUGCAACAAACCGAUAUAGGGCGUUGCGAGGUGAGCAACCAAUUUUCUUUGCCUGA